CUUAUAUUUCAUUGUUUUAAUUUUACAUCUACAGAAUGUCAAUUACCCUGAACAAAAAGUUGUGACUGUUGGUCAGUUUCGUAUUGGCUUAUGUCAUGGACAUCAAGUGGUUCCAUGGGGCGAUAUAGAGAGUUUAGCGAUGGUACAGCGACAGCUAGAUGUGGAUAUUCUUAUAUCUGGACACACACACAAGUUUGAAGCUUUUGAACAUGAAAAUAAAUUCUAUAUUAAUCCUGGUUCUGCAACAGGAGCUUAUAGUCCACUUGACACAAAUGUGACACCAUCAUUUGUUCUCAUGGACAUUCAAGCUUCCACAGUAGUGACGUAUGUUUAUCAGUUAAUUGGGGAAGAAGUCAAAGUAGAACGAAUAGAAUACAAAUUAUAAUCAACCUUUUUUUUAUAUAAUUUGUAAUGGGCGAUACCAGAGGUACAUUACUUGGGGUUUGCAACGCGCAUAGUACUGUAUGGUGACAUCAUGUCAAAAUAGCGAGACUGGUGCUACGACCUUCUGACAUGACAUAGGCGGUUUGUAAUAAAACAAUAAAACAUGUAUUACCACAUUCAUAGUAAAAAAAUGUAAUACAUCGAAAAUGUACAGAAAAUAUAGUUAUCGUAAUCCGUCAUAUCGUGGGCAGCUAUCUUGAUCCACCUGGACAUCCCAGUAUCCUAGUUACCUCGGGCAUGCGCAUUCGAAUUUUUCUGAGUUGGAACACUUAUGUGAGAGCGAGAUUGAAACGGGAUCUUGGUAUCAUGUCACUGUAGUUGCAAACCCCAAGUAAUGUACCUCUGGCGAUACCAAUUUGCUCUAUAGAAGUGAAUCCCCAAUGGGUUAUAAAGCAAACAUAUUUGUUGCUUAGGGUGGAGUACACCAACUAUACAUAACACCAAUUUCAUAUACACAUACACUUCUGAGAUAAUACUGUACUUUUAGGAGUGAUUGUAAUAGCAUAGUGAUAUUAAACUACAUAAUGUUUCACCUUAUAUCUGUAUUUAGAUUCAGAGGUUUAUCACACUUGUGUCUAGUACCAGUGGUGUGGUUUAUAUUUCUUUAAGCGUCAACAGAUUGUUUCAAAAUCAUGGUUGCAUUCACCUUAUUUACAGACUGUGUUGUACAAUGUAAUUUGAACUAUUUGAGACCCAGUGUGUGUAAUUCCUGAUCUAAUGUAGAUGAUAAAACAUUCAACAAAAGAAUGAGACUUCACUAUUGACCAGUUUAUGACUAAGUUUGAAGCAGAACAUACUGCCUGCUACUUGAUACAAUUAUGUGGACAAUCAGUUUAAAUAAAUGUGUUUCUUCUCCUCCA
Molecule: messenger RNA, 1304 nt
Organism: Saccoglossus kowalevskii
Lineage: Eukaryota; Metazoa; Hemichordata; Enteropneusta; Harrimaniidae
Product: vacuolar protein sorting-associated protein 29
Biological process (GO): retrograde transport, endosome to Golgi
Cellular component (GO): retromer complex
Source: RefSeq, a predicted model, not a curated record